Molecule: messenger RNA, 3231 nt
Organism: Gasterosteus aculeatus aculeatus (three-spined stickleback)
Lineage: Eukaryota; Metazoa; Chordata; Actinopteri; Perciformes; Gasterosteidae
Source: RefSeq, a predicted model, not a curated record
AUAGCAAUGAGUACAACAUAUCUCAUGUCAUUGUUAUUGGCAGCGUUGAGAUCGGUCGACCAAUGACUGUUCUCUCUACAGUCAGAGCUCGCGCAAGAAGGUGGGACGUAAGGGAGAUACCGAGUCCAAAACUUGUAAGGGCGUUGUUGACAUAGCUUUAGCUUCCCGGUUCUCCCGAUGCUAAACUAGCUCUUUUGGAUACUUCUGUAUGCUAGCGCGGUCAUGCUAGCCAUCGACGCGCAAGUCCGUCAAACUUUGGAAUCAUUCCCGGUUCCUGGGCCCAUAACCUGUUGACAGGUAGCCUUAUUUAUUCGGCCUACCUGCGCGGCGGAACAAUGAUUUUCGGAGAAUGAACGGACGUCCAGGCGUUUAUCUCUUUAGCCAUCCGACUCGUGGCAUUCUUUAAUGUAAGCAGAACAUGCUCAACUGCCCGCUCACGGGAGAGACGGGUGCACACAGGGAAAAGGGGAGGGAACACUGCCCUUAUGUGGGAAUGGUGCUCUUGAUAUCACGACCCAGGAAACAGUUACAGGUACAUGCAUUCAUACACUCUUAACAGGCGUAAUAACUAGUUUGUGAAUGACCCAGAGAAACAUAAAUAUCCGACGAAGCAAAAUCCCGGACGUUUUUGGAGUCCCUGCCGGACGCAUUUUUUUAGGUCCCAAAAAGAGGACAUGUCCGGGGAAAAGAGGACGUCAGGUCACCCUAGUGUCUGUGGAAUCGGCGUGCGUCAUAGGGUAAGUGUGCGUCAUACAACUUGAAAGCACGUAUCCAUGACAACCGGAGUGUGCGUCAUGCAACUUCAAAGACGUUAGCAUUUAAACGUUCCAUUGUGUGCUAUUCGAAUCACUUCUCAGAGGGCUUCGAACAAGGUGCAUUGGAAAUACUGCAUGGAAGGUAAUAACCAGAAUAUUGCAGGAAAAUAAUUAAUUUGAUGCACCGCUAAAGGAUAUAUUAUUAACAAGACUUUGAGAACAUCUGGUCCACUGGAUUUUGCAUUGCGAUAAGAUGGAAAACAUGAAAGAAGACAACGUUUCAACACAAAGCAGUGAACAAGAUAUAAUUGAAUCUGACAUGGCCGAAGCACUGGUUUCCCACGCUCUAGAUAUGGCCGUAUACGGGAUUUGUGAGCUGAACCAGAAAAUCUCUUUGUGGAAGGCUGAUGAAGCCUCCGGACUGAAUCACGAUUCCUUUGAGGACAAUAUUCAGCAAUAUUUGAGGAAUUACUACAAUUCAAGGAUAAUGUUCGCGGAGGGGAGUGGAACACAAUCACAAGACGGUCCAUCAUCCCCUGACCGCCCGAGCACGUCAUACGCUGAAGAACCGAAGUAUGAUUCUGACAUUUCAAAGACGGUCGAUGGGUAUUUUGAAAUUGCCGCGAAGAGCUCAGUUGACGAAAAUAAGGCCCAUCCACUCACUACAAUCAGUUCACCAUGUGAUUCUGUUCAAGUCCACAAGGGAAAAUCUGGAGGAAGACCGAAGAUAAUUUUUAAGGCAAUGAGAUCUUUCUGGAAAAAGGCCUUCAGGUUAAAUAGAUAUGAGAAAUGCCAGCACGUGGAGAGUGACGCACAACGGUCUCAAGUGACCGCAGAACUGGACGACUCUCCUGGAGAACUGGACUCCGGCCUUCUUAAAACUUCCCGCGAUAUUUCAGUUGAAUCCCGGACCAAAAAGCCAGCAGAGGACGAUGAAAAGGAGUCCACGGAAUUGGAAAAAGCCCAACCGUCACAACACACAGCAUACCCGGGAACCUCUUAUUCUCGAAGAUCCCUGAGUUCUGACACUCUGAACUCAGAUGAUGAUGUGGUGCAUGACUUUGCAAUCCAGGUGGAAGUGAAUACAUUUGAGAUUAACCCCGAAGUGAACGUCAUCAUUCGGGAAUUAGUUUCAGAGACGGUCGAUGACUAUUUUGAAAUAGCCGCGAAAAGCUCAGUUGACGAAAAUAGGGCCCAUCCACUCACUAUAAUCAGUUCACCAUGUGAUUCUGUUCAAGCCCACAAGGGAAAAUCUGGAAGAAGAAAGAAGAGAUUUUUUAAGGCAAUGACGUCUUGCUGGAAGAAGGCCUUCAGAUUAAAUAGAUAUGAGAAAUGCCAGCACGUGGAGAGUGAAAGCGUCCCUGUGCAUAGAGAAUUGAUUCUUUCCCCAAUCUUGUCCAGCGGGUCCGAGCCAGCAAAGUAUGAUGCAGGGAAGUCAGAACAGAGUGACGCACAACGGUCUCAAGAAACAGCAGAACUGGACAACUCUCCUGGAGAACUGGACAACUCUCCUGGAGAACUGGACAACUCUCCUGGAGAACUGGACUCCGACCUUCUUAAAACCUCCCGCGAUAUUUCAGUUGAAUCCUGAACAAAAGCCAGCAGAGGACGAUGAGGAGUCCACGGAACUGGAGAAAUACGCACAACCAUCGCACACAAGACAAGAAGUAAAAGUGGAAGCGUUUAAAUUUCCCCCAGACCUGAAAGACAUCAUUCGGAAACAUAUUUUGAACGCGAUCGAUGAGUGUUUUGAAGCUGUCCGUCCACUCGCGCCUGUCUCAGAAAGGACAUGUAGGAAUUUUAAAUCCCCCGGAUGUAUCUCACAGGUUUUAGAGAACGACAAAGAACCCCACCAACAACCUCCUUCCUCUUCCUCCUUCUUGGUGGAGAAGGAGGUCGGGGUCACUCGUCCCAAGACACCGCUACAGGUGAGAACAGAUAGAAAACGACCUCCUUCCUCAACCCAGAGACUCUUCUUGGUGGAGGAGGAGGUUAAGGUCACUCAGCCCGAGACACCGCUACAAGUGGAAACAGAUAAGAAACGACCUCUUCCCUCAACCCAGAGACUCUGCUGGAUGGAGAAGGAGGUCGGGGUCACUCGGCCCAAGAAACCAAUACAAGUGAAAACAGAUAAGAAACGACCUCCAUCUUCAACCGAGAGACUCUUCUUGGUGGAGGAGGUCAAGGUCACUCGGCCCAAGACACCGCUACAAGUGGAAACAGAUAAGAAACGACCUCCUCCCUCAACCGAGAGACUCUGCUGGAUGGAGAAGGAGGUCGGGGUCACUCGGCCCAAGAAACCAAUACAAGUGAAAACAGAUAAGAAACGACCUCCAUCUUCAACCGAGAGACUCUUCUUGGUGGAGGAGGUCACGGUCACUCGGCUCGAGACACCAGUACAAGUGAAAACAGAUAAGAAACCUUCAAUUCUAAAAAGGUUCUGGAGAUUCUUAACAUGUUCAAAUAAGUAAGUACA